Microcebus murinus (gray mouse lemur) is the source of this 8066-nucleotide messenger RNA. The record is from RefSeq and is a predicted model, not a curated record. Lineage: Eukaryota; Metazoa; Chordata; Mammalia; Primates; Cheirogaleidae.
AUCUGCACGAUAAGUCUGCUCCUCAUCUUUUAUAAGACAAAAGAAAUAGCGAGAACUGAGGAGCACCAGGAGACGCAACUCAUCGGGUAACCUUAUGCAAGAAAUAUUUUCAGUGAAGCUAUUCAAAAGUCAUGUCUGAUCUGGAAUGAGAGAUAAGUAGAGGGUGGCAACAUCCUUCAUGUCUUACAUUCAUGGGAAGGAAAAGCCUUUUCCAAGACAGAACUGCUACCAACAUCACAAGUGAAAAAUCCCUUGGGACCCACUUACCUUUAUACAAAGAAAUUUACUCUAGAGCUUUAUUUCACUAAGCCUGGUCUUCUCACAUGAAUUCUAUGAACUAUAAGAAGUGUAACUAGUUGUAGCUGCUUCCAUUCGAAGCUCUUUCCAGUGAUAAAAGUAUUGAAUUUGGCAUAUCACUAGUUGAAUAAAACAAGUCAAGCAGGAGAGUAACAUGCUAUAGCAUGUUAUUCACAUGAAACUGAUUUAAACUACUUUUUCAAAUAUCUUGAAGAUUCUGAAAAGGAUCCAUACACUUAAGUAUAUCGUAGCAAUCAUUCUGCCAUAUAAAAGUGUAUCUGUAUCCACUUUUCAAUGAAGCAACAUUCCAUAGAUUUUUCAAAAUGCAAGCUCAUGCAUAUUUCUACUUCCCCUAUGAAAGUUUAUUGGUGGUGAAAAUAAUUAUUAUCAUAGCAAUGUGUGGUUAGGAAAAUAUAUUAAUAGCCUAGUUAUUAACAGGAUGAAGAUUGGAAAGAUCCUCCCUCACCUUUAAAAUAGUGAUAGUUUGUGCCUGUACUCAUGAAGUCAUAUCUCCAAAAGUGUGAAGGUUAACCUCUUAUAUAUCCAUGUUUUCAUUCACAUGUAGUUAUUAUCAUUAGACAUAUAAUAUGAUAAUUAACUUCUGGGUUGCUGAGUAGUAAAGUUCACUCCAUGUUUUCUAACAUCCUAAAUGACCUCUGUAAAAUUAUUAUUAGGCAUGCAUAGGCAUGCAAAGGUAUCAUUGUCAUCAGUAGCAUAGUUUAAAAUAUUAUGGUUCUAAACUUCACAGAGCAUAGUGGCACAUGAUGCUUUGAGCUGCUUCAAAUUUAAACUACAAGUUUAAAAAAGAAUUCAAACCAGAAUACCAAACUAUAAGCCUUCAAUUACAGAAUUUAUCCAACAGCUGUUACACAGGCAGUGUUUCCAUUGAUAGUAGGAGAGGGUUGCCUACAUAAUAAACACAGAUUUAGACUUUAUUAUUGAGCAAAUAGUCAUGUUGCUUUUGAACUGUUUCUGAUGUGCUAAAAAUUAAAAGAUGGGAAGUAAAGAAAUAAAUGUACAUAUUGAGAGGGCUAUGAUCUUCGGUGGUAUGCCAUAAGAAGUGGCUUUUCAAUUCUCUGAGUCUGAAUUUGCAUAUAUGAAGCAUAAAAAAAUAUUCUAUUGAAUAAAGAAUUGGUUCAACUAUAAAUGUCCUAAUGGCAUAAAUGCUAUUAUAGAUAUCUGUCACCAUCAUCACCUCCACCAGCCCCCUUUCUGCUACCAUGCUACAUUAUAUACUAGCUUAACAUUAUUUGUUGGAGAGGGGUAGUUUAUUUAUUUAUUGUUUUGAUGUAAUAGAAAAUAGUAGUAAUAAUGGCUACUGAAUGAGUUUUCUCCCUACUACAAUCUCUGUCUACCCACAACAACUGUUAGGGAAGUACCUCAUGGUUGACACGUUUUUAAGAGCAAUGCAAUUUUUAAAAUUGGCACUUCAAUAAUGCUUUAUAAACUACUUUCACAUACAGAGUCCCAAUUAAACCUCACAAAGUCAUUGCAUAUUAGCUGUUGUUGUAGUUUUCAUGAUAAAGUAAGGCUGGUGUGGCCUAGAAAGAGAAUAUUGUUUAAGAACACAAGGCUGGCAAGCCAUAGAAUCACAAACAUGCCCAGAACAGAUCACCUGCUAUCCCAAGCUCUUCUUUCUUCAAAACAAAAGCUCCUUCCUUUACACAUAUAUGCCUUCUGUAAAAAUGAAAUUACAAUCUAAGGAAUCACAAUUCUGUAGAUGCAGAGAAUUGACCAGAUAAUGUCUCUAUUGUUUAAACAGUCAGUGAGAGGGUAGUGGAGAACAGAGCUUUACGCUUUAUUUUAUCUUUAAUUGACAAAUAAUAAUUGUAUAUAUUUAUGGGGUACAAUGUAAGGUUUCCAUGCAUGUAUACAUUGUGCAAAGGUCAAAUUAGGCUAGUUAAUAUAUCCAUCACCUCAAAUAUUUAUCAUUUCUUUGUGGUGAAAACAUUUAAAAUCUUUUCUUUCAGCUAUUCUGAAACAUAAAUCCAUUAUUAUUAACUAUAGCCAGUGUGCUAUGAAAAGAACACCAGUACUUACUCCUUUUAACUGAAACUUUGUACCUGUUGACCAACUUCUCCCCUUUCUCUACUCAGUCUCUGGUAACCACCUUUCUACUCUCUAAUUCCACGACUUUGUUUCAGAAUCCACAUAUAAGUAAGAACAUGUGGUAUUUGUCUUUCUGUGCCUGGCUUAUUUCACUUAAAAUAAUGUCCUCUAGGUUUAUCCAUUUCCUGUGUUUUUAGAAUGAAUAUUAUUCCAGGGUGUAUAUCUCCCACAUUUGUAAUCCAUUUAUUGCAUGAUGGGCACUUAGGUUGUUUCCAUAUUUUGACUGUUGUGAAUAAUGCUGCAAUGUACAUGGGUGUGCAGACAUCUCUUAGAUACACCAAUUUCAAUUCCUUUGAGUAUAUACCCAGAAGUGAGACUGCCAAAUUACAUGGCAAUUCUAUUUUUUAUUUUUAGAUUUGAUGAGAUUUUUUUACAUACUUCUUACUGUGGAAAUAGUUUCAUUUCAAAAAGUGUAAGAGUAGAUCCUUGUCCUGAUAGAGUUAUAUUCAUUUAAUCCCUCUAACACCUUUCAUUAUGCUUAUACAUCUCCUUCUGACUUGUAGAAAAAAACUGUAUCUAUAAUUUUUUUGCCAGUAAUGUAAAUUAAACUAUGUAUUGUGCUACUUAGACAAAUGCUUCUUACUUUCACAAAGCUGGCAUUUUUGUUUUGUUUCAGAGAUGGUGAAUUGUGUUUGAGUCGAUCACUUGUCAAUAGUUCUGAUAAAAUCAUUCGAAAGGCUGGCUCUUCAAUCUUCCAGCAUAAUGUAGAAGGUUGGAAAAUUAAUUCCUCUUUGGUCCUGGAGAUAAGGAAGAACAUACUUCGUUUCUUAGAUGCAGAAAGAGAUGUCUCAGUGGUCAAGAGCAGUUUUAAGCCUGGUGAUGUCAUACACUAUGUGCUCGACAGGCGCCGGACACUAAAUAUUUCUCAUGAUCUACACAGCCUCCUACCUGAAGUUUCACCAAUGAAAAAUCGCAGGUUUAAGACCUGUGCAGUUGUUGGAAAUUCUGGCAUUCUUCUAGAUAGUGAAUGUGGAAAAGAGAUUGACAGUCACAAUUUUGUAAUAAGGUGUAAUCUAGCUCCUGUGGUGGAGUUUGCUGCAGAUGUGGGAACUAAAUCAGAUUUUAUUACCAUGAAUCCAUCAGUUGUACAAAGAGCAUUUGGAGGCUUUCGAAAUGAGAGUGACAGAGAAAAAUUUGUGCACAGACUUUCCAUGCUGAAUGACAGUGUCCUUUGGAUUCCUGCUUUCAUGGUCAAAGGAGGAGAGAAACACGUGGAGUGGGUUAAUGCAUUAAUCCUUAAGAAUAAACUGAAAGUGCGAACUGCCUAUCCAUCAUUGAGACUUAUUCAUGCCGUCAGAGGUUACUGGCUGACAAACAAAGUUCCCAUCAAAAGACCCAGCACAGGUCUCCUUAUGUAUACACUUGCCACAAGAUUCUGCGAUGAAAUUCACCUGUAUGGAUUCUGGCCAUUCCCUAAGGAUUUAAAUGGAAAAGCUGUCAAGUAUCAUUACUAUGAUGACUUAAAAUAUAGGUACUUUUCCAAUGCAAGUCCUCACAGGAUGCCAUUAGAAUUCAAAACAUUAAAUGUGCUACAUAAUAGAGGAGCUCUAAAACUGACAACAGGAAAGUGUGUAAAGCAAUAAAACACAUUUUAAAACACACAAACUGAAUAUGCACUUCUUUUCUGAAGAUGCUUCUGAAGAUUGGAAAAUAGGAUCCAAAACCUGGCUGGGUCUCGACAUCCACCAAUUAACUGAAAGGCUGAUAAAGGACGUUCGUGAGAAAUCCACUACCAGCUGAUGAAAUACCUGCAAAGUGCUCUAAAAAUUAAAUAUUUUGACUUCAAGGGUCCUAGUAAGUGCCACUUCCACUAAGAAUACAGUUUGAAUGUAUAAUCAGUAGUGUUUACAAGAUCCAACAAUGCACUCAUCAUUGGUUAGCAAAGCAAAUGUGUUCAUCACUGUCGGGCUGCCACUGCAAAGCCAAGCACAUUAGAAGAGGAACCCCAGGAACACAACUCAGCCCUUGGGAAGUUACACCAUCCUCAUCAGCAGGAAUCAAGAUGGAAACAGUUUGAGCAGUGAAAUUUACAAGAUCAAGCAACUCAAGUAAAUGCCUUCAGUCAGGACUCUGAGUCUGAUCAUGAAUUCUAUGUUUUUGUUUAUGUUUUAGUUUGUCUUCUGGAAUCUCUUUUGGUUUGGGUAUUGGGGUGCUUAGAAAUCCUUUCUGAGAUACAUAGGAAGAGAAAAAUAAACUUCGAGUAAUCAAUUCUAAAGUUCUUAUAUUUUUAAAAAGCAAUCACACAAAGACUUUUUUUUAAAGUUUUAUUUUGCACAACUGUAAACCUCCAGAUUAUUUUCUAAUGGUGUAGAAGGUACCAGCUAAACUGUACCACUAAGUAAUAUUGACCCAUUCUAAAGGAAAGAUGUUCUCUGUCAUCUAAGUUGGUAAAAUAAGCAGAAAAACAUGCUCUUUUGGUACCAAAGAUUAUACUCAUGUUUCUACACAACAAAUCAUUUUCCUUUCGUGAAAAUAAUAUAUUAAUAACAUGAAUAUAUUAUUAUGCUAUUAAUGUGAAAGUUCUUUCUAAAUAUUUUAAAAUUUCCAAACUGAAACUUUAUUUUUAUUUGAAGGAAGACUGACCACACCUUUUACAUAUCAUAAUAAUUUUGUGGAAGCCUUUUUCCCCUUAGAAUAAAUGUUUGAUAGACAUAGCUGACAUGUGAAUUCCAGUUCUUCAAUAUUCCCCUUGUUAUUCAAAUAGAAAGAUUGGCAUGCUGUUUAUAUCAUUAUGAAAUCUCUUCAUGCAGAAAUACCAUGAUUUAUGGUGAGGUUUUCAUCACAGAGAUGAUUAAUUUUAAGAGUUUUAAGAAUGAAACUGCGUGUCAAUAUUUUGCACUUAAAAUGAAUUCAAUUGACCAAUAUUUUUCUUUAGUUAAAUUUAGUCACCGUAUCACACAACUAUGUUUUUAAAGAAACACAUAUGAUUAUUUAAAAAAUCAAUUUUUAAAAUUUUAAUAUAUAACAAUUGACUAAUAGGCUAGUUUUCUUGUAACUUAUAAUGCUGGUAAGUAAUUUUGAUGGUAGAUUGUUUCUUUAGAAAGCAGAAGCACUGUGUUCUCACUUCUACUUCGGCCUGAAACAAUUUGUUUGACUUCUCGUUUCUUGGGGAAAGCAAUGUGAGGAAAGAAGAAAUAGCAUGGGGAAUAUGUAUAUUUUGUUUCUUAGGGGAAACAGUCUGAGAAAUGAAUAAAAAGCAUGGAAUGAAAAUAUAUAUAUAUAUAUAUAUAUAUAUAAUCAUUGAAAAGGAUAUUCACAGUAGUAUUGUUCUCAAAAUUUUUAAUUACAUUUUUUUUUAAUAUUGUAAAACCUUGGGAUAAAGAAGAGUAUAUUUUCUGAGAAUUUAUGUGUCUCUAAGAAAGAAAAACCUAAUGCAUAUAGACUGAUAGCUAAAAAUGAAUAAAGUAUUAAUGUACUUUUAUUAUUUAAUAUUAAACCUCUGUUGGAAAUUUUCAGAGAAUUAGGUGCAAGCUUUGAAUUUAAAGUUGAAAAGUCUGAUGUACUUAACAAAUCAAAAGUAGGCAAUUUAUAAAAUUGAAACUUGGACUACUUGCAAAGGAUAAGUUGUUCUAGUAGCCUUUAAUCUGAAUUCAAUAGAAAUCUAGAAGUCACAAGUAAAUUUCUUAUUGGUAAAAUCCAUCUCGGCAGUCAUUCAAAGUAUGUUUCUAAAAAGCAGUAGCAAGAUACCUUGCCAUUUUUAGUGCAUUUUCAACCAAUGUAUUUAAACAAUUUUAAGGCCACAGCAAACAUAUCUCAGCCAUUCACUGUUCUGUGCAUUGAUGUUUAGCUCAUAGAUUGAGUAGUGCCUUUCUUAGCUUUUUCACACUGCUUUGUCACCCUCUGUUUUGUGUUCUCUAAAUACUUUUCCCAGUUCCGAAAGUGUUCUACAUUAAAAAAAGGGCUUCAGUAUCGACUGAGACUACUUUUGUUCAUCUCAGGGAACUUUCAAUACUCAAGAAUGAAUUCAAUUAAAGGUAUUUAGUGUUCAAAGAAGACAAACUGUACAAGCCCAUUUCAUUCCCUGUCGUAUACCUUUCAUCUGCCCUCCUCCUUGACUAUCUACUGUGGCCUUCUUAGAGGGUUGGGGCAAGGAAAUCAUUGAAGGGUAAUAGCAAGAGUAAAAGUAAUUGAUAUUUAACCAAUAAAGGGGCAUGAGGGAUCAUAAUGAAAUCAAAUUAUAAAUACAUACUUGAAAUAUUUGGGGUUUUUUUUUUGAAAAUACCACAUAUUCACAGUUUUUAAUUUAUUUUUCAUGAUUUAAUCCUGUACCUGGUAGUGUUCAGGCAGCUGAUUGUGAAAUACUCCUGCCCUUUACAGAACAUGGUUGUUAUUAUGCUGUUGACAUGAAUAGGCCAUGGAAACAUUUUCAUCACUAUUACUCAGCCUGUUCUAUAAUUAAUAUUAAGUUGUUGAAACAAAAAGUGAAUCAGUAAUAGAUUUUCUGGGCAAAUCUCAUGAUUCUGCCCUCAGGACUGAUGAAACUACUGUGGAAGUUUUUCUAUCUGAAAGAAGGUGCUGGUCAUUAAAAUGUCUUCAUGUAUUGUAUAGCAUAUGAAUUGUAUAUCAGUGCUAAUGGGAAUUUCUACAUAUAUGCUUACAGAAGCAAUUUAUUUAAAUAAUGCUAGAGGUAGUGUACAUACCAACUAGUUAUUAAGCUACUACACAGAAAAAGGGUGAACAAAGUAAUUUAUUUCUAAUUGAGCCAGUUAGUCAUAAUGCACAUAAUGUGAUAUUUGGUUCAUAAAAGAAUUGUUUUCAUAUGGUUAUUGUAGGGAGUAUCUAUAAUUGUGGAAGGGGUAUGGGAAGAGUUAUGUAUAGUUAGUUUUCAUCUCUACAGAUUUGAAAGUUUUCCCAUCAAAUAUUAUCAAUAUACCAGUGUUUUAAAAAUUCAGUGAGGGUCAUUGUUUGUAUUUGAUUAAAGAAAAUCCAAAUAAAGCCCACCUAGAAAUAGAUAUUUUAUUAUAUAUGUGCUAUAGAUAUAUCUAUAUAGUACAAAUAGACAUGUGUGAUGCAUAUAUACAAUGCUAUAUAUGUGAAUCUGUGUGUUUACACACUCAGUCUGUAAUAUGUACACUCUAGAUUUGUGUUAUGCUAACAUCUUCAGGGUCUGCACUGUGAUCUGCUCUGGAGAUAAUAAGUGAGACCACUUUACAAUAAAGAAGUUCUUCUGAGACUUCAGUUACUAACUUGUUUUAAGAGGGAUAUGCUUUAUAACUGAAUUCUAUGUUGUUCAUACCUAGAGUUACAAUAAGGGUCUACUAUGCCAAAAUGUUAAAGAAUAAAUAAAUAAAUAAAAAGGAAAAAAAAUUUGUCAAGCUAGCAAUGUAUUUGAAUUACAGUUUUCAGAUUGUGGCCUCACGCCUUGUGUUUCUCUUUUAAGUAGCACCUUUUAAUAAAUACUGUUUCUUUGUGUAGGCAAAAGCACAAGUGUUUCAAAUGUAUAUAGCAGGAAAAAAAAAGUUUACAGAGAUAGCACUGCUGCACAGGAUAAUUGCUACUGAGUGUUUCUUAUACGAUUUGUGGAAUGAAAGAUAAGGUUUAUUCUGUCAGGUUCAUUCUGUUCAACACUGUUUUCCUAUUGUUUAUGUAUAUCAACUGGGUAUUGUUUUAUCAUUUGUAAAAUUGUAAAAUAAAUUAAAUCCCUUUUUUUUCAAUUUUUC